Numida meleagris (helmeted guineafowl) is the source of this 1353-nucleotide messenger RNA. It is a transcript of the gene DNAAF19, whose product is annotated as coiled-coil domain containing 103. The transcript is spliced from 2 exons. Gene Ontology annotation, cellular component: outer dynein arm. Gene Ontology annotation, biological process: epithelial cilium movement involved in extracellular fluid movement; determination of left/right symmetry; inner dynein arm assembly. The record is from RefSeq and is a predicted model, not a curated record. Bases 666 to 1313 code for a protein of 215 amino acids. Lineage: Eukaryota; Metazoa; Chordata; Aves; Galliformes; Numididae.
CAGGCUGGACGUGGCUCUGGGCAGCCUGGUCUGGUGGUUGGCAACCCUGCCCACAGCAGGGAGGUUGACACUGGAUGAUCUUUGAGGUCCUUUUCAACCCAGGCCAUUCUAUGAUUCUAUGAAUGUGGUCAUGCUGCCAGACCUGCGUAAAGGAAAAACUUUAAAAUGGCAUUUAUGGCAUUGCUUUCUCCCCUGUCCCUGUAGGACUCCCUGCUGCAGUUCCGUGGUUAGAAUAUGAUCAAAAAAUCACAUUCCUGCUCAGUACAUAAAAUCUGCAGUGCAGUGCGGUAUCAGCAGCUAGGAGUCACCCGCAGGAGACCAGAACAGCUUCUCUCCGUGGGUGCAGUUUCUCUGCUCGCGAGGGCCAGCAGAGCCCUGAACCCCUUCGAAGAUCUCGUUACUGGGAGGACUAACGAACGACAGGCACAGACGUUCAUCCCACGGGAUGAGAAGAGUGACAUGAGCUGCUGAGUCCGGGCUGCUGCAAUUAGUCACAGACGUCAGUGUAAUAGGACACUGAGUAAGAACGCCUGUAAGAAUGGAGGACUUCUCCUGCGGAAGUCCCAAAGCUACAAAACCUUCAGUGUAUCGCAGGAAAAACGCAGGAGAAAGAGGAGUCCUGCCAGUCCUUGGGCCCUGGCUGCGGCAGGAGCUGCUGGGUGGAAAUGCCAACUCCGUCACCCGUGUAUUUCACCUUGUAUCCUCUUCCUCUUCCCUGCAGGGACAUUGUGCUGGCGUCACACCUGAGGCCUCUAGAGAAGAAGGACAAGAUGGGGAACAAGAGAAAUGUGCUGUGGAACCCCUGUGUGGGCCACACGAAGGGCCAGCAAGCCAGCGAGCUGGAGAUGCCCCAGGAGCUGGAUCAACUGCCCAGAACCUCUGCCGAAUUUUACAGAGAUUGGCGCAGAUGCUUAAAAAGCGGAAAAGAGAAAUACCAGCUUUUGCUUAAACUGGAGGGGAAGGCCUUGGGCAGAAUCUUUCAGGCUGAGUUGGGUUUUGGCCUCCUGGGGGAGUUCCUUACCGUGCUGGCAGAGAACGUCUGCCAUGAAGACAGGGACGCCGUCCUUCAGAUCUUACAGAGCCUUUCCGGCACCAAACGCUUUGGGUUAAACCUGGAUCUUCUGAGCACAUCAGAGAAGGAGAGCACCAAGGAUCUGUUCAGGAAGCUGCAGGGCAUGAGCGGGGGUUAUUGGACCCCUGGCCAUCCCAGUGGCAAAGCAGAGGGGGAAGCCCACCUCACAGACACCAGCUUGCAGAAGGAAGCUGAGGAAAGCAGAGUGAUGGAGCUGAUGAGAUGUUACCAGACCAGCUGAAGGAGCAGCAGUGGUUCUGCCAAAUAAAGGUUGCAACAGA